Molecule: messenger RNA, 477 nt
Organism: Colletotrichum paranaense
Lineage: Eukaryota; Fungi; Ascomycota; Sordariomycetes; Glomerellales; Glomerellaceae
Product: ribosomal L28e family protein
Exons: 5
Coding region: 1-477 (158 amino acids)
Biological process (GO): translation
Cellular component (GO): ribosome; cytosolic large ribosomal subunit
Molecular function (GO): structural constituent of ribosome
Source: RefSeq, a predicted model, not a curated record
AUGGCCGCCACUCUGCCCAACGUUUCCGCCGACCUGAUCUGGGAGGUCGUCCGCGCCCAGAAUGCGUUCCUGGUCAACCGCAACGACGCCGGCGGUCUCCAGCUCUCCCGCGACCCCCUUAACCUGGUCAACAAGCACUCCCGCAAGUACGCCGGUUUCGUCAACGACAAGGCCAUCGGCGUUGUCCCCAACGAGAAGGGUGGUGUCAAGGUGAUCAGCAAGAACCAGAAGAACUUCAACAAGCCCUCCAAGGGCUACACCGAGGUCACCUACGGCGGCAACAAGUCUUCCCGCAAGACCUACUCCGCCGUUGCCCGCCAGGCUGCCGCCGGCGGCUACCGUGGCGACCUCCGCGAGGCCGCUGUCCAGCGCGUCUCUGCCAUCCGCCGCUCCCAGCGCGCCGUCAAGGCCACCCCCGAGAAGAAGCCCCGCGGUGUCAAGGCCAAGGCCGCCGCCGCCGCCGAGGCUGAGGCAUAA